Messenger RNA from Yamadazyma tenuis ATCC 10573, 1292 nucleotides. NCBI's taxonomy places the organism in Eukaryota, Fungi, Ascomycota, Pichiomycetes, Serinales, Debaryomycetaceae. The record is from RefSeq and is a predicted model, not a curated record.
CAAUAUGGCUGCGACAUGGCCUGAAAUUCAAAGCAACUAAGUUGCCCUAUAUUAAACUAGAUAUAAAUAUGAGUGACAACUACUCGCAUCCUCCGGAAGAUCCUCCAUCGUAUACCGAAAGCACUCACCAGCAACAGCUGGUUACAGGUCCAAGCUCUCCCCCCCUUAGCGACAACAUCACCAUCCCACAAAAAGCCCCACAGUAUGAAGGAAACAACGAAUAUCCGCCCGAAAAACAACAACCUCCUCCCAAUGGCAAGUAUGACCCGAUGGCAGACCCAAAAGUAUACAAGGUCCCCCCACAAUUGGUAAAUAUCACACAGGCCAAUCCCCAGCACUUGAAUCCUUCAUAUCCACAAUACCAGGAACGCGAACAGCAGAGAUUGGCCCAAGGACAUGCCCCCAAUCCCGCCCGGUGGAAGCACGGGGCACCAUUGGAACCGGGGAAAACGAACCCGCUGCACAAAACUGGUGGCAGUUCGUUUCCCGGCCGUGGUGGUGCCACUUACAACAAUGCAGCCAACAAGUAGGAGUUGAAGGUUUGGUAUUUGUGGUAAGGCUUGUGGGUAGUCUGCUUUUAUAGUUGUGUUUGUGUAUGCUCUAGUCUGUCUGUGGUACGUCACAUGACGGUCUCACCAUUAUAUGUCCAACCACCAAACUGUUUCUGCACCGACUCACUCAAAAAACUAUCCACCACCGAGUCCUGCGGCCGCUCACUGGUAAAGUCCUGGUCGAAGUUCGACGUGUCUAGUAAACUGGCCACAUUUGGCUUAAAUGGCGGCAGAUAUCCCUUACUGUUCAACUUGUCCCAAUCAAUGUCCUUAAAGAAAGCAUGGGCCUUAAUCUCCUUUGGAUCGGAAAGCCGUUUUGAUGGGUCUUUCUGCAACAACUUCGUCACCAAGUCCACCACCAGUGGCUCUUUGGCAAGAAAGUCUGGGAACGUCAACGGGUUUUGAAGAAUCUUUCUAUACAUCGUAGUAUGGUCUUCGUCGUAAAAUGGAGGUAAACCCGUGAGCAUCUCGUAAAGAAGGGUUCCGAGAGUCCACCAGUCAACGGACCGAGUGUACCCCUGGUUCAAAAGAAGCUCGGGUGCCAAGUACUCGGGAGUACCACAAAAAGUGUUGGUUUUGUCAUCGUUGUUCAUGUUAAGCUUACAAAGGCCAAAGUCACACAAGGCGAUAUGGCCCUGGUAAUCUAAUAAGAUGUUCUCUGGCUUCAAGUCCCGAUAAAUCACAUUCAACUCGUGCAAACUCUCAAGGGCAGAAAGCAACUCGGCGAUGUAGAACCGGGAG